AUCGGUGAUAAGAACAUAACGCAUAACCAUGUCCUUGACUGUUCUGAGUCUGUUAUGGAGCGGACAUAAAUCGUCAUGGGUCGAAGAUAUUGUUUCGCCUCGACAGGCGCUCUGUAACAAAUCGAGACGAACAACUAUUCAUACAAAUCAGAGCAUAUCAUGCCUCGCGUCUUCCUAGUAACGGGCACUUCGAGCGGCUUCGGCUACGAGCUGGUCCAAAGGAUCAUCGCUGAGGGCGACAUCGCCGUGGCCACAGCACGAGACUCCUCGAGGCUCACGUUCGACAACACCUCCCCUAAGAACUUUCUGGCUGUCGACCUUGACGUCACCAAACCCGCCUCCAUAGACUACGCCUUCAACAGGGCGCUGUCCAGUUCGGCCGCAUCGACGUGGUCGUCAAUAACGCAGGCUACGGCCUGAGCGGGCCCUUUGAAACCCUCACGGACAGGCAGAUCCGCACGCAGAUGGAUGUGAAUUUCUUUGGCCUCCUCGACGUGACGCGCAAGGCCCUCGAAGUGAUGCGCGACAAGAACAGCCCUCCCGGCGGGCUGAUCCGGCAGGUUGCCUCCAUCGGCGGCCACAAGGGCACGCCGACCAUUUCCAUCUACUGCGCAUCCAAGUGGGCCGUCGAGGGCUUCACGGAGUCGCUAUCCCGCGAGCUCAAACCGGAGUGGAACAUCCACGUGCAACUUGUCGAGCCAGGCGCUUUCCGCACCGACGCCACCGGUCGCAGCAUGGUCUUCGGCGAGGUCGAGAACAAAGCCUAUGACCACUUGGACGCCAGGAAGACCGCUGCGGGACGGCACGGCGCGGAGCCAGGGGACACCGCCAAGGGCGCGACCGCCAUGUACGAGCUGGCGACUAUGAACGAGCCACCGUUGCGUUGUGUCAUUGGUAGAGACGCGUAUAAGGCGAUGGAGAUGAAGCUGGAGAUGUACGCAGAGAAUAUCAAGAGGUUCGAGGAGCUGAGUACCAGCACGGACGUGGAUGAAUAGCCAUAUAAAGUGAGGCGAUUGCAGCAGUUUGCUACCUUUUGGCGGAGAAACAUGCACCUCGGAUUCCUCCCAUGGUCGCCCCUGUAGAUAGUGGAGGCUAUAGGCAGUAUGAAUACAACUUUCUCCAC
Cryphonectria parasitica EP155 is the source of this 1123-nucleotide messenger RNA. RefSeq names its product NAD(P)-binding protein. Gene Ontology annotation, molecular function: oxidoreductase activity. The coding region runs from base 465 to 995 and encodes 176 amino acids. The transcript has 2 exons. The record is from RefSeq and is a predicted model, not a curated record. Lineage: Eukaryota; Fungi; Ascomycota; Sordariomycetes; Diaporthales; Cryphonectriaceae.